AUGCUUCUCAGAAGAUCAACAAUCGUUGGAACGGUCUCACUAUCACUUCGUCUUAAAACUCGUUAUUUUCAGCAAACUACAACCAGGUUUAUAUCAGUACUAACUAUGGCUGACAAAACUGAAAAGAAGCCUUUUGAACGGCUGUCUACAAAUGUUGUGCCUAAAAACUAUGCUUUGAUUUUGACACCUAAUCUGAAAGAUUUUACCUUUGCUGGGGAGGAAGUCGUUGAACUCGAGGUAGAGAUAUCAGUAGAUAGAUGUUUUACAGCUGUGAUCUUGCAUGAUUCUGUAAAAUAAAUCAUUUUGUUUUAUUUAUUGAACAUCUGAAUUGUACAUGUACUUGUGUUUGUACAUUAUCUUAGUUUUGAAACUACCUGAGUCAGCAAUUUUCAAGAAUCUGAAAAGUUGCCUGACUGCGGUGGGAAUUGAACCCGCAACCUUUGGUUUGUAGUCCAAUGCUCCACCAACUGAGCUAUGAGGUCAAGUCAGUUCAGGCAAGUGAUAUUUCAGAACUUGUUCAAGUAGAGUUGAACCAGUUGGGGUAGAUUUUUUCGAGACAGUUUAGUUUUGUCAAUAUAUGUAUAAAAAUAACUUACCUGAGUUCUAUAAACACUACAAUCAUAAUAUUUAAGAUAUUGUUAUAUAUACAGAUAACAAAGUAGACUAAGUUUUGAAAUAUCACUCACUCAAACUGGUUUUACCUCAUGGCUCAGUUGGUAGAGCAUUGGACCACAAAGGUUGCGGGUUCGAUUCCCUCCAUGGUCACCACAGUAAUCAAAUUUAAGGUUUGGUUGGAUGUAUAGUAUUCUACAUCAAGACUUUCAUUUUUAGGUGCAAACAUCAACAGACAAAAUUACAAUGAACUGUGCUGAGAUUAAUAUUUCAAGUGCUUCAAUCAACAUUGGGGGUAAAGGUAUGGUCAAUGAACUGUUUAAGUAAUUCUAACAUACUAGCCCAAGAGUGUGUCUCAAUCCAAAGUGUUGUCGAGUAAUUGUUGUUCUAUUUUUCAGACAUUGAAAGCAAGGAUAUUAAUUAUGACAAAGAACAAGAGACUGUUUCUAUUCAGUUUCCAUCCAACCUCCAACUCGGAGCAGGCAUAUUGUCCAUGAAAUAUACUGGUGAACUGAAUGACAAAAUGAAAGGAUUUUAUCGCAGCAAGUACACAACACCUGAUGGAGUGGAACGACAUUGUGCUGUAACACAGUUCGAGGUGGAGACUUGUAUUACCCUCAUUUGCUAUCCAAUAACAUAAAAUUAAAAAUUUUUCUUGAUCAUUUCAGGCAGCUGAUGCAAGAAGAGCGUUCCCGUGUUGGGAUGAACCAGCAAUCAAAGCAACCUUUGAUAUUACUCUGAUUGUUCCUAAAGACAAAGUCACAUUAUCCAACAUGGUAUGGCAUCCUCUUCUACUCUCCUAUACCUGUUAUAGUUAUCUACUAGUUGCAGUGUUGUACUCACUUAUUAGUGUAUUCAACCUUGCAGAAUGUGAUUGAAGAGACGGCACAUCAAGAGGACUCAGAGUUAAAGGUCGUCAAGUUUGCUCAAACACCAAUCAUGUCCACAUACCUUCUUGCGUUUGUUGUUGGAGAGUUUGAUCAUGUUGAAGCUCAAGAUAAAGAUGGCGUCCUUGUCAGAGUCUACACCCCUCUGCAGAAAAGCGAGCAGGGGAAAUUUGCUUUAGAGGUACAGCAGUGGUCAAACAAGCACUUUCCUGCAGUAGAUAUUACUGCUCAGUAUAUGAUCAUAACUGCAGUACUGUGGCCGGUUAUAAUGCAAGGUUAACCUAAAAUUAAAAGCAAACUUUCUAACAAGUUGUUUUUAAAACUUGGAAAUAUUUCUUCACAAAUCUUGUCUGGAUGCUAGUAGGAGUUUUCUUUUCUGAAGUUUAGAAUUAAACAGACGUGCAGAAAUACACAAACUAAAACAGCAAGUUAAAUUUUAACCGGCCCCUAUACAAUAUUUUUUAUUGUAUCUAGGUUGCUGUUAAGACUCUUCCAUUCUACAAGAACUACUUCAAAAUUCCCUACCCACUUCCCAAGAUUGAUCUGAUUGCUAUUCCAGAUUUUGCUGCAGGUUUGUUCAAAGUCAUUACUGUAUGAUUUUCAACAGUCAUGAACAUACUUUCUGCUUAUCACUGCAAGCUAAAACAAGAGUUGAUCAAAUUAUGUAGGUGCAAUGGAAAAUUGGGGAUUGGUCACAUACAGGUUUGUAUUUUUAAUCCAGAUACUACUGAACAUUCAAACAGUCCCCCUGUUCUUGUAUAAACUCAAAUCAUAAAGUUGAAGGUGUCACUGUAUAUUUUUCUGUUUUGUGUAGAGAGACUGCAUUACUGGUUGAUGCAACAAACUCUUCAUCAUCAAGUAAACAAUGGGUUGCACUUGUUGUAGGUACUAUACAUUGACCUUACAUUACAGAAAUUGGUUCCAGACAAAGAAGGGUGAAAUUUAUUUUGAAAAAACUACAUUUGACUUUUUCUAGGACAUGAGUUGGCUCAUCAGUGGUUUGGAAAUUUGGUAAGUUAAUUGUAAUCUAUUAUUUUGGACAAUCAUUACAAUGUAUACUUUUUCACUAGUUCUGUAUUAAUGAGCUUGUUUUUAAUUGAUGUUUUUUCUUUGUUUCAGGUAACCAUGGUAAGUUUGGUAACUUGAAGCUGCAAGUUUGUAUCACCAUGUUGUAGACCACGAGUGAUGCCAUUGCUUGUGUGACUUUCAUCAAUUUGGUAUAUUUGCUCAGGUGAUGUAGCUGUACACCCCCAUCAAAUGCUGUCAUUAAUCGAGUGAUGUCAUUGCUCAAGUGAUGUCAUAACUCCAUAGUAACAUCAUUCCUUCUAGUCAUUCAUCUCUUUUAGUAACAUGUACCAUUACUUCUCUUAUGAUGUCAUGCAUUGUGUGACAUUGUUAGCCAAGUGAUAUGAUCCUUUGUGACAUACCAUGUGCCAAGCUGGCUCCCCAUAUGAGCACACUCUCUUAUGCUGGGCUUGUGUGAACAAACCCUUAUAUGUAUAGUAACUCUUCUAGGAAUGGUGGACUCACCUUUGGCUCAAUGAAGGUUUUGCAUCCUGGAUUGAAUAUCUGUGUGUAGAUUACUGCCAUCCAAAAUACGACAUCUGGACACAGUUUGUGACGUCAGAUUACACCAGAGCUCUUGACCUUGACGCUAUGAAAAACAGGUAUACAGUACUCUAGGCACAAUAUACAGUAAACAGGGCCGCCGAGAGGGGGGACAGGGGGGGCAAAUUGCCCCGGGCCCCGAGUUGCUGGGGGCCCCUGAAAAAUUUUUGUUGGGCUCCAGCCUUUUUUGUGGGUUAAAUAUUUCCGUGCAAAGGACAAUAUAUCUGUUUUCUUGGGCUAAGUACCGAAUUUUGGCAUAAAAAAAUGAGAUAAAGUCCCUUGAAAGCAAUUGCAACGUACUUGUCCAGAAAAAUUUUGUACUCCGGAAAAAUUUUUUUACCCCUAAAAUGGUACACUGACCAAAAAUGUUUUGGCAACAGGUUGUUCUCCGGAAAAUUUUUUAGAUAGGGGCCCCUAAGAAAAAUUGGCCCCGGGUCCCCGCCCCGGCCCAACCUCUUGGCGGCCCUGACAGUACAUGUAAAAUAUAAAACAAAAUUCAAAAUUUUGAUGUUUUUUUAUUGUCUUCAUUUACAGCCAUCCAAUAGAGGUAUGAUACAUUACCAGCUUACUGUUCCUCAUGCUAUUUAUAAAACAAUACUCAAGUAUGUAGUUUAAAGAAACAACAAUCAUGUAUAUUUAAUAGGUUCCAGUUGGUGGCCCAGAUGAAGUGGACGAAAUAUUUGACUUGAUUUCUUACUCGAAAGGAGCGUCAGUCAUAAGAAUGUUGCACAAUUACAUCGGAGAUGAGGUGAACACAUGAUGUCCUCAUGCGGUCGUAACAAUGAUGAGUGGAGAAUAAUAUGUUUUUCUUUGCUCUAGGAUUACAAGAACGGACUUAAUCAAUACUUGACCAAAUUCUCUUACAAGAAUGCCAUGACAGGUAAGAAUUGUACAGAAUAAUCUCAGUCAAUACGAGCACCCUAACAAAAACACUGGGAAUAUUCAUAGAGGAUCUUUGGCAAAGUUUAUCUGAAGCAAGUGGAAAAGACGUUGAGAAAGUUAUGCAUUCCUGGACCAAACAGAUGGGAUUUCCUGUUUUAACCGUCAAAGAAACACAGGUAACGAUGAAAUUAAACGUAAUCUUCAGUUAUAGAAUUAAGAUUAUAUUGGUCUAAAUGUAUUUAGAAUCAGAGCUUCUUUCUUUAGAAUGCAGACACGCGUGUCCUAAACAUCACACAAAAGAAAUUCUCUGCGGAUGGACCUUGUGAAGGUAUUUAUCUUAAUGUUACUGCAUCCAUGCAAGAAGUUUAAAUUAACAUUCAUGUUUUUGUUUUAUCAGAGGAUUCAAAAUAUAUCUGGAGUGUUCCAAUCUCAGUAUCAACAAGCGACAGUCCCAAAGAUGCAGUUUCUAAGACAUUAUUGGAAACUGGUUCCUCUGUCAUUGAAAUUGCAAACCUAGCUGCAGAUAAAUGGGUCAAGGUAACCAUUUGGGGUUUUUACCCUUCCUAAGUUUAUAUUUGUCCCCAAGGUACAACUACAAAAUCCCUUCAUCAAUCAUCAUUUUUAAUGUUGUUGUCCAGUUAAACCCAGGUCAAGUUGGUUUCUAUCGUGUUUGUUACUCAAAAGAGACGGUGGAAAAGCUCGUACCCGCAAUUAAAGACCUCUCUCUUCCGCCACUGGAUCGACUUGGCAUUGAGAACGAUCAAUUUGCGCUGGUAAGUGAUUUUGAUGGAUGUUGCUCUUCCUAGAAGUAGAAUAGAGAAAUUAGUAACUAAUUGGUUAAUAAUAGAAUAAUUAGAACAGUUAAUUAAGAGAGUAAUUACCUACUUCUAAUUGCAUUAGUCUAGACCCGAAAUCAGAUUGUACAAACAUAGUUUAUAUCACAUCUAGGCUCGAGCUGGUUACACAAGCACGGUAAACUUCUUGACUGUCGUCGAUGCAUUUACAAACGAACCAAAUUACACAGUAUGGAAUGAUGUAUCAACGAACUUGGGAAAACUUGCGUUGCUUCUUCAGUACACGGACUACAGUGACAGCUUCAAGUCAUUCUUACGGCAAUUGUAUAAACCUAUCGCUGAUAGAUUAGGCUGGGACCCUAAAGAAGGCGAAAGUAAGUGAUCAGAGUGCUAUUGUAAAGCCUGAUUUACACUAUCUAAGUUUCUGUGCCUGUGGUCAAGGUUUUGAAAGAUUUGUAAGAAAUGUUAGUGUUAAACGUUUCUUACACAUCCUUCAAAACCUAUCUAUGCAAAAUUACUACUGUGAUUACAGGAACUUUGAUAGUGUAAACCAGGCGCUUACCAAAACCCAUCAAUCCAGAGUCUUCAAAGCCAUGAUUUAUUUCUUGUCACAUCUGUAGGUCAUCUGGAUGCUCUGCUACGAUCUCUGGUGAUUCGUUUCCUGGGGAAAUGUGGAGAUGACGAGACUGUUGCUGAAGCAAAGAAACGUUUUGAUCAACAUGCAAAAGGCGAAAGUUCUCUCCCAGCUGACUUGAGAUCUCCAGUCUACUCGAUUGUUCUUGCACAUGGCGACCAUGAUACCUUAGCCACGGUCAAGGACUUGUAUCGUAAAGCUGAACUGCAGGAAGAGAAGAUUAGGUUGUUGACAAGUAUGGGUUCUGUCAAGGAAACUGAGUUGAUAAAAGAUGUCCUCAACUUCUCGCUCUCGGUAAGUUUGGAGCGUUUCAGCAUUGCGUUGCGGGAGACACCAGAUGGACUACAGAAAUGUUAACUACAGUACGCUCUUCUCGUUUGCCAUUCGACACUAGAAAAUCCUUUGCUACAAGGUUGAUUCAACAGACUUGUUACAAGUUGUUCCAACAACUUGUUAUCGUCCUGCAAUUCAACAAUUUGUGAGUGACAACCUUGUACUGUAGCAACUUGAUAAAGUAACAGCAUUGUUACAACUUGUUGACAAGCUUGCUACAAGCCUGUUGCGAACACAUCUUGUUGACAAGUUAUGAGAUUUUUACGUAUGUAAUCAACAUUUUUCAAUCUAUAUUUCUUACUAUAGAAAGACGUGCGUUCCCAAGAUAGCGUCUUUUGCGUUGGCAGUACAGUUGGAAGGUUUGUACAGAUUGGAAUAUUUCAAGUCCAAAAAUGAAGACUUAUUUAAGUAUUGUUAUAUUUAGUGCUCUUGGUCGGCGUCACGCUUGGCAAUUCACGAAGGACAACUGGAAAGAGUUCCAUGAUCGUUAUCAAGGAGGAUUUUUACUUUCACGACUUGUCAAGGUAAGCAAGAUACCGAACUAAACAUUCUGUAAGUAAUGAUAACUUUACUUACGUUGGAUAAACUAAGCAUUUACAAUUACUCAGCCAGUAAACGAUGCUAUAAAAUAUUUUGUAUGUUAAGACGAUGGUAAUAACAUUAAAAAAAGUAUAAAGCACACUUCGUGUCUAUAAUAUAUUGUCCUCAUCACUGCUUCAGUAUUUUACAGUUUAUCUAAAACUACUUGAACACAUUUUAACAAUGUUUUCAUACACUUACCUCUUACCACGUGGAAACAAAAUUUUGUGUUCGUCUAGUCAGUACUUGCGUUCUUUCGUAAGUAGUAAGAAUGUUUUACCGGAGCACGAGUUUUGGUCGUUCAUACCCAGUGAAAUAUUAUUUUAUCACAUUUCAUUCCUAGGUUGUAACAGCAAAUUUUGCCAGUAACGAGAUGGCCCAAGAGGUUGAGGUAAACUAAACUAACUUUAUUUAUGCUGGAUAGUUUUAUCAGUUCUAAACUGUUUUUCCAAGAGAUCCAGUAAGAGUUAAGAAUAUUUCAUAGUUUACUUGGUAUUUUUUUCCCACAGCAAUUUUUCAACGAGCACGACGCGCCUGCUGCAGAAAGAUCCAUACAACAGUCGUUGGAAAGCAUCAGGUUAAACACACAAUGGUUGCAACGAGAUGCAGCGGCUAUCAGAGAAUGGCUUAACAACAAGGGAUUUUGAUCUCGAGGAAAUAAAAACAGAAACGAACAGUUUUGUUGAUAUAAACUUUAUCGUAUGUAGUGAGAAUUUCUAAUAAAUUAUUUCUCAAUAAAAUAUUGUGUUGUUUGUAUUCAUUUUUCAGUGGGACAGUUGUACGAAACACCUGCUGUGGCUUGCGUCAAAAAUAACUGUAAAAGAUUAACUUCACUCAAAAUUGAAGCGUUUUUAAUCCUACUAGUGGUAGUUCUGACCCACAAUCACAGCAGCUUAUUGUACAAUACUACCCCCACUUUUCGUUCUUUACAGUUGAAUAAAAACCUAGACGGCCUUGUCUAUAUUCAACCUCGUUCCCAGGCUCUUACCUCUUGUGGAGGAAAGACCCUGGUUGGAGCUGGUCACGUGAUCUGCUAAAAUCUAGCAGAUUUUUAAUUGACGAUGACGUAUAUUUGAUAUUUAACACUUUUGGAAUCCAAGAUAGUUGUUGGUAAUCGUUCCAUGUUUCGCGCACCAAUAUAGUAAACGUUAUGUAAUGGAUAUUAUAGUGUACUGAAAAGUUAACUGGAUACCUCCAUACACGUAUAUACAUACCCUAACCCUAUCCUUAAACCUAACCUAACCCUAAUACCUAACCCUAACUUAUAUUGGUGCGCGAAACAUGGAACGAUAACCAGAUACUUGAUUAGAAAUCUGCUAGAUUUUAGCAGAUGACGUGACCAGCUCCUACAUGGGUCUUUCCUCCACAAGACGUAAGAGCUUGGGAACGAGGUUGGUCUAUAUCGCUGCGACCCUAGGCACGAUUCAUUAUUAAAUCACUAAUUGUCUUAAAUAUUAAGCGAUUAUUUCACAUUCAGUUAUUUGAUUGUUUGUUGCAUCAUAUAAAAUGUUAGUAUAUGUAUGGGUUAUAUAUGUUUAUAAUUACAGUAUGUCUGUAUAUUGGUGUAUGUAAUAAAAUUCUAUAUUUAUAAACUUACCUACGGCUAGAUUAGCCUACUAUUUUUGAGAUAUUGUAUUAGUAAUGCAUACACAAAGCGAUAUUGCUCCACAGUUCGUAUCAACGACAUUCGUUGACUUCGCAACUUCGACAAAACUCUUGCAACAUUGAAAGGCUAUC
Paramuricea clavata is the source of this 8066-nucleotide messenger RNA. The record is from the annotation of a GenBank genome assembly. Lineage: Eukaryota; Metazoa; Cnidaria; Anthozoa; Malacalcyonacea; Plexauridae.